AUGUUACAAGCUGCCCAGGGCAUGGGCAUGAGUAAUGCUCCUCAGGGGGAUACUCCCAACCUUAUUGAUAACUCCGAGACCGUUCAUAUAUCCUCUCUAGCUCUUCUUAAGAUGUUACGGCAUGGCCGUGCGGGUGUACCCAUGGAAGUGAUGGGCUUGAUGCUGGGAGAAUUUGUGGAUGAAUACACAGUCAGAGUUGUAGAUGUGUUCGCUAUGCCCCAGAGUGGUACCGGGGUCAGUGUCGAAGCUGUUGACCCCGUAUUUCAGACGAAGAUGAUGGAGAUGCUUCGACAGACCGGAAGACCAGAAACCGUCGUGGGAUGGUACCACUCCCAUCCAGGUUUUGGGUGUUGGCUUUCUUCAGUUGAUAUCAACACUCAACAAUCUUUUGAACAGCUCACUCCUCGUGCCGUUGCCGUUGUCGUUGAUCCUAUACAAUCCGUAAAGGGGAAAGUCGUCAUCGAUGCUUUCCGAUUAAUAUCCCCUCAGACUCUUGUCAUGGGCCAGGAACCUCGUCAGACCACAUCUAACCUUGGACACCUUAAUAAACCAUCCAUUCAAGCUUUGAUUCACGGCUUGAACCGUCAUUACUACAGUAUUGCCAUCAACUACCGAAAGACAGGCCUGGAAGAGAAUAUGCUCAUGAACCUCCACAAGCAUGUAUGGACUGAAGCUCUUCAGAUGAACGACUUUAGGGAGGAGCGCAAAGAAAAUGUGGAGCGGCUACAGAAGCUUGUUGGACUUGCUGAAGGAUACGAAAAGAGGGUUAAGGAGGAAUCGGAGCUGACACCGGAACAGCUCAAGACACGAUAUGUUGGAAAACUGGACCCCAAGAAACGUAGGACCCCCUUUGAUCAGCGCAGCAUUUAUAUUUAUACCUUGACUAACUUUGAAUUUCUCUCUCUAACAGACAUUGAGGAUGUUGGUCAACAGCUUAUAGAGGACAACAUCGUAGCUGUAUCCCGACAGAUGAUUGAUAAGGAGGCAUCUCUAGCUCGAGAUAGCCGAUCAAAGGCACACCAGCAAGACAUGAUGGAGACCGAUGAGGAAAUAUAA
Messenger RNA from Trichophyton verrucosum HKI 0517, 1056 nucleotides. RefSeq lists its product as uncharacterized. Gene Ontology annotation, cellular component: proteasome regulatory particle, lid subcomplex. The transcript is spliced from 3 exons. NCBI's taxonomy places the organism in Eukaryota, Fungi, Ascomycota, Eurotiomycetes, Onygenales, Arthrodermataceae. Gene Ontology annotation, biological process: protein deubiquitination; proteasome-mediated ubiquitin-dependent protein catabolic process. Gene Ontology annotation, molecular function: metallopeptidase activity; protein binding; proteasome binding. The record is from RefSeq and is a predicted model, not a curated record. Bases 1 to 1056 code for a protein of 351 amino acids.